CUGAGACCCGUGACAUCCUACGCCCGGGAUCCACGCGGGAGGUGCGACUGUGAAGAGCGGGCGUCGGGGCCCCGCUGCAGAAACUGCCUCACAGGCUGGAAGCCUGGGGGGUCUUCGGGCGAGUGACUGCGGACGCUAAUACAAAGCCGUGUACGCAGACCCAGGCCUGCCAAGGCGUCCUCACCUCCCACCGGAAACACUCCAAAUAGGGGCCCCCGAUUCCCAAAGGCCUCCCGCCAGCCCUUGUCAAAGAUGGCGCCGCCGACCGACGGGCCUCCCUUUCCAGGAACUAAAUAAAAAAGCCCUGUUAGCAGGAAGAUGGAAGCACAAGUUAGUCGUAUUUUCCCCGUUCUCGCCGAAAGCGCCUCGGCCUUCAGCGUCAUUCUUCUGGGUUCCCAGGAAGUCGUACCCUCCCGCCCGCAUCAAGAUGGAGCCGACGGAAGUGGGGCGGAUCAGGGGCUGGGCGAGCGGAGGGUCUGGAGGGCCACUUCCGCCCCUCACCAGCAUGGCCGCGGGCCGGGAGCGCGCAUGCGCAGCUGUCCAUGGAGCGGCCCGAAUUCCGAGAGGAGCGCUGUCCCGGAGAGUCGGCGGCUGAGGCGGCGGAGGCUGGGGGGCUGCCCCAUUUCCUGGAGCCACUGCGGACGCCCUGAUUUUCGCCGGGACGCAGCCCUUGGGCCCGCGAGGCAGGAGACCCGAGGACCCCGCAGCAGGACCCGCCCCUCGGAUGCGCCCCCUCACGGAGAGAUGAAGGGGCAGCAGAAAACAGCUGAAGCCGAAGAGGGGACAGUGCAGAUCCAGGAAGGUGCAGUAGCAACUGGGGAGGACCCGACCAGCGUGGCUAUCGCCAGCAUCCAGUCAGCUGCCACCUUCCCUGACCCCAACGUCAAGUACGUCUUCCGAACUGAGAAUGGGGGCCAGGUGAUGUACAGGGUGAUCCAGGUGUCUGAGGGGCAGCUGGAUGGCCAGACUGAGGGGACUGGCGCCAUCAGUGGCUACCCUGCCACUCAGUCCAUGACCCAGGCGGUGAUCCAAGGCGCGUUCACCAGCGACGAUGCAGUUGACGCGGAGGGGACAGCGGGCGAGACGCACUACACUUACUUCCCCAGCACGGCCGUGGGCGACGGGGCGGCGGGGGCCACGUCUGGGAGCGCGGCAGCUGUUGUCACCACCCAGGGCUCGGAGGCCCUGCUGGGACAGGCCACGCCGCCCAGCACUGGCCAGUUCUUUGUGAUGAUGUCACCGCAGGAAGUGCUGCAGGGGGGGAGCCAACGCUCCAUCGCCCCCAGGACCCACCCUUACUCCCCGAAGUCAGAAGCCCCCCGGACGACUCGGGAUGAGAAGCGCCGGGCUCAGCACAAUGAAGUGGAGCGGCGCCGCCGAGACAAGAUCAACAACUGGAUUGUGCAGCUGUCCAAGAUCAUCCCAGACUGCUCCAUGGAGAGCACCAAGUCGGGCCAGAGUAAAGGCGGGAUCCUGUCCAAAGCGUGCGACUACAUCCAGGAGCUUCGGCAGAGCAACCACCGGCUGUCCGAAGAGCUGCAGGGGCUCGACCAGCUGCAGCUGGACAACGACGUGCUUCGCCAGCAGGUGGAAGACCUCAAAAACAAGAACCUGCUGCUGCGGGCCCAGCUGCGGCACCACGGUGUGGAGGUGGUCAUCAAGAACGACAGCAACUGACCGGCUCUCCCUGUCCCAGAACGGCAGAAAGCCCUGGAGCCGCAGGCCACCCUGUGCCCCCUUCCUUCACUGCCCAUUCCUGGCAAGAGACUGGGAGGAGUUCAGGACAGCAGCCAGCGUGCAGCGGCGACACAUGGGACGUGUCCUGGCAGCCUGGCCCAGCCCGCGGCGCAGCCCCGGCCCCUCUCGCGGAGCCUGCGCUUGUCCGUGGUGGAUACUGGACCCACGAAGUGGGGCUUGCCUGGUGGCGGUGACAGGACCGGCAGAGGACCUGCUGGCGGUGCCGCCCCGGCGGCCGGGACUCGGCGCUUCCGCCGGCCCCUCUCCCUGGAGCCCGGGGGCUGUGCUGCCGAGUGCGCAGGGCACAGGCUUCCGCCAGAAGUGGGGGGACGCAGCAGUGGCCGCUGCCCGGGAAGAGAGGGUUGGGCGGCCGCUGGGAGCUGCGCGGACGUCCGGGGAGAACCACCGACGGGGCCCACGUGCGGCUUCCCUCCUUGGGGGACGGUUUCCCCCCCCCCCCCUUUCUCUUUUCCUUUUUUUUAAAGAUUA
This is a messenger RNA of Pteronotus mesoamericanus, 2226 nucleotides long. It is a transcript of the gene USF1, whose product is annotated as upstream transcription factor 1. The record is from RefSeq and is a predicted model, not a curated record. Gene Ontology annotation, molecular function: RNA polymerase II cis-regulatory region sequence-specific DNA binding; protein dimerization activity; DNA-binding transcription factor activity, RNA polymerase II-specific. Bases 319 to 1677 code for a protein of 452 amino acids. NCBI's taxonomy places the organism in Eukaryota, Metazoa, Chordata, Mammalia, Chiroptera, Mormoopidae. Gene Ontology annotation, biological process: regulation of transcription by RNA polymerase II. The transcript is spliced from 11 exons.